CCAUUACUGCUGCAAUAUUGACCAUCAUGAAUAGGGCAUUGUUGAGAGCUGCCUGGUCCUCCAGGACAGCACUUCGCGCGCCUCAUUCCGUCUCUCGUGCCGCGUUAUACCGUUCGACCAUUCACCCAGUAACUCGAGCUUUUGCUUCAGUAUCUUGCCUCCGUUCUGAGCAGCCUUCAUCCUCGUCCUCUGCAGUGCCACCGGCAUCUGAAUUGAAAGAAGAACCGACAGCGAACUCCGCGUCGGAGAGCACCCCUCACAUCCCAUGGUAUCUACAGGAAGAAGCACCUGUGCCCGAAUCAAGGCAGACAACUUCGCGAGAUCAGAUUCCCGAAUUGCCAGAGAACCCUCCAGCUAUCCUCCCUGCACUCCUCGACUACGUGUUCAAGGAUGUUGGUCUUGAUGAACUGAGGUUGAUUGAUUUGCGCGGAUUGGAAACUCCGCCAGCUCUUGGUGCCAACGUGAUUAUGAUAAUUGGAACUGCUCGCAGUGUCAAGCACUUGAAUGUGUCCGCAGAUCGUCUUUGCCGCUGGUUGAGAAGUACCUACAAGCUGUCUCCCUACGCUGAUGGACUCCUGGGUCGAAAUGAGUUGAAGAUCAAGCUCCGGAGAAAAGCUCGGCGUGCUAGGCUCGCCAGCAGGUCCGGUACUAUGUUUGACGAAAAGGACGAUGGGAUCACGACAGGCUGGAUCUGUGUCAAUGCCGGUGUGGUAGAGGAAACGCCAGUCAAGAAGGAUGAGAAUUAUAGAUUUGAAGGGUUUGGCCACACUGCCACCGGCACUAGGGUUGUUGUGCAGAUGUUCACAGAAGAAAAGAGAGCCGAAGUCGAUCUUGAAAGCCUUUGGCAGAAGGCGCUGGACCGAUCCGAAAGAGAGAAACAAAGGAUUUCCCAGGUUAAUUCAGCCGCACCUUCCGAAGAGGUUCGUGCUUCCAAUUCGAUAAACGUAUCACCAUCUGACCGUGAGUUCGGCCAUGCCUCCAGGUUUCCCACUAGCCCUUUGUUCGGACAGAAGAGGCUGCUUCACACCAACCGUCGCCCCGCAAGCCAACACUUCGACCGUGCAGGAAUCCAUGCAGAAGAUACGGAAGUAACUCUGGAUUCCCAGCCUUCGUCUUUACUUCGAGACCAUGACCAUAGCGACAAUGGAAAGACAACCCGCUCAAUGGAUGCACUAUUUGACCACCUCUCAAAACUAUCCGACGUUCAGGCCAGGAUCGAACUAGGAGAGGGCCCGGAAGAUAAUGACUCUACACUAUUCAUGCGCCUAUUCCAUGAUCUGCUAUCAAUCAGCACGGCGGCAGAGAGAGCAAUAGCCCGUCUUGUCCUAUUCUGCAACGCGAUUUCCAGACAGCACCCGGGAUAUACAAAGCGGGGUUUAUAUUCAGCGUUCACAGAAUGUACAUGCGCUGGUUGUUCAGUAUCUGAUGAUCUAGCAUUUUCAGUUGUUUCAGCCUUGUUAUCUCCCCGACUAGCAGGGACUAGCCCUGAGGACGUUGCAGGGCAAGUUCCGGAAGCGGACCAGGAAUUAGCUCUUCUUGUGCUUGAACAUCUAUCUCUGCGCGGCACCAAUGUCGUCAACAUGAGAGUGUUCGACAUGAUUUAUCGAGCCGUUGCCAGUUCCCCGUCCACCACUGUACCAGACGGAGCAAAUAAUGCACAGGCUGAAAAUAAAAGCGCUCUUUAUCGGGUGUCUCGCCUAAUCGACACCCUUGACCUACCCUUUGAACCCGAGCAAGCCCGCAGCCUUAUGCUAUCGCUCUUUCAGCACGGCGACUACAAUGGCUUUUGGAAGUUGUGGCGCAAGGGUCCCAUCAAUGGAAGUCUGCGCACCGCUGCUGACUACAAGAUGUUGUUCCGGUUGCAUGCUGAUCUGGGAGAUGAACUCCGUGCCCGGGACUGCGUAUCAACAUGGAUUCCGAUGAUGAGGAGAGAAGAAAAUCCGAUACCCCUCGAGGGAGAGCUCUUGGUAGAUAUCAAGCGCUGCCUUUUGCUUGCCGAUCCAGAUAUUGUGCAAAAGGCCGCGGAAGGAUCGACGAGCAAUCUGGUCCGAUUCUGGAACGCAUGCCAGAUGAAGAUGCUAAAGUGAUGCCCCAUGAAGUCAUUGUAAAUAGUAAACACUGUACUAGUAAAUAAC
Aspergillus neoniger CBS 115656 is the source of this 2135-nucleotide messenger RNA. Its product is annotated as RsfS/YbeB/iojap family protein. Lineage: Eukaryota; Fungi; Ascomycota; Eurotiomycetes; Eurotiales; Aspergillaceae. The transcript has a single exon. Bases 27 to 2087 code for a protein of 686 amino acids. The record is from RefSeq and is a predicted model, not a curated record. Gene Ontology annotation, biological process: mitochondrial proton-transporting ATP synthase complex assembly; mitochondrial gene expression; mRNA stabilization. Gene Ontology annotation, cellular component: mitochondrion.